AUGGCGGAGGUGCCUGCUGAUAAUGUUCUGCCAGAGCCUGCAAGGAAGAUCUCACCAUUGGCUCCUGAUAUAGCCACCAGGCCUCCACUGGGCAGGAUGCAGCCCCCGGCCCAAGGAACACCGGCAGCAGAGGGCGUGGGCCAAGGCCCAGGCAGGAAGGAUGAUUCCCCGGUCAAGGUCUCUCCAUUGAUCAAGUUUGCCAGGUAUUCAGGACUGCUACUUGGAAAGAAAAAAUAUGGAAAGAAAAGAUAUUAUAACUUGAAACCUAUUGCUGCGGAAGAAAGGAGAAUAGAAGAGGAAGAGAAGCGUGAAGAAAUGGAACACACUGCAAAAGCACUGGCAAAAGCUAGCAAAGAUGCAAUACUGAAAUAA
This is a messenger RNA of Euleptes europaea (tarantolino), 372 nucleotides long. Its product is annotated as ATP synthase subunit e, mitochondrial-like. NCBI's taxonomy places the organism in Eukaryota, Metazoa, Chordata, Lepidosauria, Squamata, Sphaerodactylidae. The record is from RefSeq and is a predicted model, not a curated record. Gene Ontology annotation, molecular function: proton transmembrane transporter activity. Gene Ontology annotation, biological process: proton motive force-driven ATP synthesis. The transcript has 2 exons. The coding region runs from base 1 to 372 and encodes 123 amino acids.